Messenger RNA from Musa acuminata AAA Group (dessert banana), 561 nucleotides. RefSeq names its product protein PAT1 homolog. NCBI's taxonomy places the organism in Eukaryota, Viridiplantae, Streptophyta, Magnoliopsida, Zingiberales, Musaceae. Gene Ontology annotation, cellular component: P-body. The coding region runs from base 1 to 561 and encodes 186 amino acids. Gene Ontology annotation, molecular function: RNA binding. Gene Ontology annotation, biological process: P-body assembly; deadenylation-dependent decapping of nuclear-transcribed mRNA. The transcript has a single exon. The record is from RefSeq and is a predicted model, not a curated record.
AUGGCUUUUUUCUGCCACCUGAGAUUUCUAUUUGGUGUGCCGCCAUUGGAUUCUAGUGCAGCUGAAAGUACAAUUAAUCUUGUGAAGAGUAUUUCUUCAUGGAUCCAUAGCAUGGAUCUCAAUGCUCUCAGUGCUUGCUUAGCUGCUGUUGUUUAUUCUUCAGAACAGCCCCCUCUUCGCCCGCUUGGAAGUUCUGCUGGUGAUGGUGCUUCCGUCAUCGUAAAAUCUGUUCUUGAUAGGGCAACAGAGCUUCUAACUGACCAUGAUACUGCUAUAAGUUGCAGCAUACCCAGCUGCAACGUGUGGCAAGCAUCAUUUAAUGCCUUUUUUGGAUUCGUCAAGAAGUACUGUCUUAGUACAUAUGACAGUAUAAUGCAGUCCUUGACAUUGCAGACUCCAAAUGCUGCUGUUAUUGGGUCAGAAGUCACCCAAGCUAUAAUUAGGGAUAUGACUAUGGGCUUGUUACGUUCAGGUCUUCCUCAUAAUAAUGAACAUCAGCGUAAGCUGUUACUUGAUUUUGUUCGGAGAACAAUGGUUGCUACUGGGUACAAUUGUCCUUAG